ACAUGCAAGCAGUGCUUGUCAUGAAAUAGAGCAACUGAUUCAGGGUUUACAGAGGGCCAUCAGGCGCAGACGGCGCCUUACCACUACUUUCGCUUUGCAAAUGCAAGGGGAAUCGCAUUGGCAUAUUGAGCCCGAAUUGGGUGCGCAUAGCCAAGCCUGAUGCGCAGGCACGGCACGAGUGCCCCAACCCGCAUCCCCAAGUGCGGUUUUGAAGAUCCUCGCGGCAACAUGUGGCCCUGUGCUUUUCAGCAGAUAAUAUACCCAAUUGCACAAUGAUCCGACGAAUCCUCGCCUACCUGCAGGUAGUAGUUAGCUGAAUGUUCUUUACCUCGGCUUCUCACGCUGUCGCCUCUUUUCCAAGUGUGCAAUGAACGCCAGCGCACAUUAGUGCUACUUUACAUCUGGCUGGUAAAUCUCCAUGGAGAUCCCAACUUUGCCAUCAAUUCCAGCUAGAAUGCUGCGCGUGUCACAAAGGGAAGACUCAAGUAGAGUAUGUGCUAUCAAUCAUUGGUGCCCAGAUUGCAACAUAUUGUCAGUCAUUAGCGUUCAAACGAACGUGCCGACUGACAAUUAGUUCAAGAC
This is a messenger RNA of Periconia digitata, 582 nucleotides long. Lineage: Eukaryota; Fungi; Ascomycota; Dothideomycetes; Pleosporales; Periconiaceae. The record is from the annotation of a GenBank genome assembly.